Diabrotica virgifera virgifera (western corn rootworm) is the source of this 1867-nucleotide messenger RNA. RefSeq lists its product as uncharacterized. Bases 736 to 1653 code for a protein of 305 amino acids. Gene Ontology annotation, molecular function: nucleic acid binding. The record is from RefSeq and is a predicted model, not a curated record. The transcript has 2 exons. NCBI's taxonomy places the organism in Eukaryota, Metazoa, Arthropoda, Insecta, Coleoptera, Chrysomelidae.
UAGUUUAAAAGUUAAAAAAUUAUUAGUCAAUGGGAAAUUGAUACCUAUAUUUUUUAUGGUAAAUAAAAUAGAGUGAGUAAAAUUAUAAAACAAUUGUUUGUACCCGUUUAGAACGAAAUAAAAGUUUUUUCGUAAACACACUGAUAUAGAUACAUUUUUAACAAAAAUGGUAGAUAGAUACAAUUCUUUUACAAUUUUAUUUACUUAAAGUAUAAAAGAAGAUUUACUUUCCAAAUAUUUUAACGAUUUCUAUUUAUUUAAGGUAUCUAUCAAAAACUAAAGAACAAACAAAUGGAAUUUCCAGGGUCAAAGGAAACAUUAAGGAAAACGAUAAUUGGAUUAGGCUUUAGGUAACAUAGUAAAAGUAAUUAUUCAGCUUAAAAAAUAAAAUUGUAUAAUGGAUAAUGUAUUUCAAAUUGAUAUUUUGUUUGCAUCGUUUUAGUUCAACUUUCUACAAUUUACAGUUAUGAAGAAUGUUUUUUCAAAAGUACCAAGUAUUUAUAAUCGAUAAUUUGUUUAGAUUUCGAUUUCCGAAAAACUGUAAACAAAAAAUAAAUCUCUCCAAGGUUACAUACGAUUCUACAUAAUUUUUAUUUUUCUCAAAUGAAUUGUUCUCACGUCUGUAUGUUUUAAUACAUUUAAAAUUUAAACCAUCAUACUUUUGAAAAGAUAUUUUUCAAAUUAUCUCGAACAAAUUACAGGUGGAGAAAAACCGAAGAUAAUAGGAGUGUCCUAAUGGAAAGUUAUGACAUUCGUUUAAAACGAACAGAGUAUUUAAAGCAGCUGAUUAAAUUUCGAUCUGAGGGUAGAAACAUAAUUUAUACUGAUGAAACUUAUAUACACAGCAGCCAUACUCCACCAUAUUACUGGGGAGAUCAAAGUGGAAAAACGUUCAAGAAACCAAUUUCUAAGGGCAAAAGGCUGAUUAUUGUUCAUGCUGGAGGAGAGACUGGAUUUGUACCUAACGCUCUGUUAAUUUUUAAAUCAGGAUCCAAGAGUGGUGACUAUCAUGACGAUAUGAACCACCUUAAUUUUAUGAAGUGGGUCAGAAGUCAGCUCUUACCCAACUUACCCAAAAAUUCGGUCCUGGUAGUUGACAAUGCAUCCUACCAUAAUGUAACAAUGGAAAAAAAUGUGACGUCUGCCAGCCGUAAGGAUAUUAUGGUAAAGUGGUUACAGGAAAAAAGCAUCCCUUUUCCAGUAAACUUAACCAAGCCGGAAUUGUACAAAAUUAUAAAAGUCCAUAAACCACGUUUUCCAUCUGUUUAUGUAUUAGAUCAUGAGCUUGAACAACACGGGCACAAAGUACUUCGCUUGCCUCCCUAUCAUCCGGAGUUAAACCCUAUAGAAAAAAUAUGGGCUUUGGUAAAAGGUAGGGUGGCCAGUCAUAAUGCAACAUGCAACAUAAACGAUGUUGAAAAUAUAACGAAAAAAAAAUUUUCAGAAGUGUUAAUACAAGAAUGGGCUAGCAUAUGUAAACACGUAAACAAAUAUGAAGACACCCUAAUAAAAAAAGAGCAUUUGUUAGACGCUACGCUGGAAAACCUAAAAUUUUUUAUUAAUACUGGUUCAUCAGAAGAAAGCUUUUCUGAGGAUGAGGACAGUGAUUCAAAUUCCGGAAUAGAUAUCUUAGAACCAUCCGAAGAAUCGUAAUUAAAACUUUGUUUAGAAUCAUUGUUUAGAAAAUAAAUACAUUAGAAUUAGUAAAAAUAAACACUUGUUUAAUUUUUUUUAUAGUUGAAAUCCUUCCUUCCUUCCUUCCUGAUAAUGUUAUUAAAUAAUUGUAAGUAUUGAGGAAUUUGUCAUAUAUUAAAGUACUCCUAAUAUUUUGCUCAUUAUUUUAUCAAAUGCAACUGAUUAUAAGCUU